AUGCCUAGUCGGCCGCCUCAAAAUGACAAUGGCGCGUUCCAGCCAUGCUCACUGGACCAUGUUGGCACUUUGUAUGUCUAUAGUGGGAACGCUAAAGCUAGUAGAGAGUGGAAGCUAUUUGCCAAUGAAGAGCUCAUUGUAGGCCGCAACGCAAACUCGUGGUGGGCAUUAACCUCACCCAUAGCAAAGGCAGUCUUGAUAUCGGUUGUUGAUUUUUAUAGCCAAUUGGUCAUUGACGAUCCCACGGUCUCCAACACACAUCUCCGUAUUUACACAAUCAUAUUUGACCAGGAGAACCCUUCUCAGGUUGCACCUCUGGUAUAUGUUCAGGACCUAUCCCUCAAUGGAGCCUUUUGGAAUGGCAUCAAGAUAGGGAAAGGGAAUGCAGGUUUCCUAUUAAGUGAUGGAGAUAUGGUGGAAAUCUCUAGCAACGUGAUUCUAGAGUAUAGUGGUGAAAGCGUGCUGCGGACCCCUUUCGAUAAGGUUCAAAUACAGGAAAUGAAGUCCUUCGAAGAUCAAUAUGUCAUAACAAACCGCACCCUAGGCUGUGGGGCAUACGGGCGAGUGCAUAUGUCCAUUGACAAGAAGAAGAAAAGACAGUUGGCAUGCAAAGUUGUCAACUUAGCAGACCUGAAAGCCAGGCUUCGACAAGUUGGACUUGAAGAGCCUCCCCAAGCGGCUGGUCUAGGGCUGCAUAAGACGGCCAAACGACGCCUCACAUAUAAAGUACAGGCCAAGUUGAAGAUGUAUGAUCGAGAGGUGGAAAUUUUGCAAAAGCUACGGCAUCCCAACAUCAUCAGCAUUGAAAAGGUCUUCAAGACACACAAUACCAUAUAUAUAUUCCAAGACCUUGUCACGGCAGGGGACUUGUUCUCCUUCCUAGAAUUCAAGAAUGGAAAGCUCUUAGACGUGGAAGCAGCUGUAAUAAUCCGACAGGUUGUGAUUGCACUAGCGUAUCUACACAAUCAAAAUGUUGUCCACAGAGAUCUAAAGCCGGACAAUGUUCUAAUGACAUCUUUGUCAAACGGGUCUCGGGUGAUUCUAACAGACUUCGGGUGCGCACGGUACCUGAAUCCCAAAAAGUCACGCAUGGCAUCCGUAAUGGGAACUUUGGAAUAUACUGCUCCGGAAAUGGGUCAAGGGUGCCACAGGCUAGCCAAAGGGUACACUAAGUCUGUUGACUUGUGGUCAUUGGGCUGCCUCACCGUCGUACUUCUCACAGGUGGCUCGCCGUUUAGUGAUCCCGCGACUGGGAAGUAUUGUGGAACGCUGGCAAAGCAAUGCAACCUUGAUACGCUGGAGCAGGAUAAUGACUGGCAAGUUGUGGGUGAACGUGCAAAGCAGUUCGUUCGUGGCCUUCUGGUUCUUAAUUAUGAGCAGCGAAUGACAGCAGAUGAAGCACUAAAGCAUGACUGGUUCACAAACAUUGCGCAUAGCCAAGCCUUUGAAGACCUCUACAUGCGCGCAAUACAAGGAUGGGAACCACGAGAUGAAAAAUCGAAGAUAUUGUACGAUAUGCGCUAUAUGCAAGGGUCAAUGGGUGAGUACAGUUUCUGGCAAGGCAAAACUUCAAUGCAGCUCCCUUCAGGUAGCCCUAGACAAGAGUUGGACAGCUUGACCUCUCAGGAGGAGAUUGAAAAGUCGUCGUAUUUCUCUAUGUCACGGUGGAAUCCGGAGGCGAAGCUUCGGAGAAGUGUAUCAAUCACGCUCUCAGACCCCGGAAACAAAGAGGCCCUUAGGGUACUGAAUAAUAGCACAGAUGCUUCCCCUCCUCGUUCUCCACAAGGGUCAACUGCCCAGGAGUGGGAUGGUAUAGUGGGUCAAAAAACGGACAAAGUCCGCUUCGAAGCGACCAGCCAUGACGACGUAGCUGACCACCAGGCCAAGUCAUGUAUCAGAAACCCGUUUAGCCCAGAGGCAUGGCAUAAGAGCGACCACGAACCAGUCCAACGGCCGAAAGGAACACGAUCCAAAAAGUGUAUGGAUAACACGGAGCAUGAGCAACCAGAAGCAGUAGCCAAGAGCGAAUGGGGCCUCAAGACGGUAGAAAAGGUCACAGUCCCUUCAUCGGCAACGAAGCAUGGACCGGCGGAUAUUCUCAAUCCCGUAAGAGCAGAUGCCCUACACAUGCCUAUCAUGAGUAAUCUCAAGAGCCCACGCUCCUGGCCACAUCAUGAUACCGAGAGCGAUAUAUUCAUAUUCCAAGAAGACGAAGUGUAUGAGGAGGUACUUGACCCUGUCACUGGGAAGCACCGUCCAGUCAGAUAUGGUGAGCGGUAG
This is a messenger RNA of Microsporum canis CBS 113480, 2280 nucleotides long. RefSeq names its product mek1. The coding region runs from base 1 to 2280 and encodes 759 amino acids. NCBI's taxonomy places the organism in Eukaryota, Fungi, Ascomycota, Eurotiomycetes, Onygenales, Arthrodermataceae. Gene Ontology annotation, molecular function: protein binding; ATP binding; protein serine/threonine kinase activity. Gene Ontology annotation, cellular component: cytoplasm; nucleus. The record is from RefSeq and is a predicted model, not a curated record. The transcript has 5 exons. Gene Ontology annotation, biological process: meiotic recombination checkpoint signaling; protein phosphorylation.